CCUCUCUCUCUCUCUUUAUUGAUCUUAAAACUUUAAGCCUUCUAAUUGAGUUGCUCUUUUUCUAUACUACAAGCCAGGAGAGAACAAAAAAAAAAAAAAAAACAUAUAUACAGCCUAGCUUGCUCGCUAUAUCGAUCUUCUUAGAUCUGACGUCCAACACCAAUAUCAACGCAGAUCAGGUGCAAAUGAUCCGAUAUUGAAGUCAAUCAUCAGCAAAAUGGAAAGAAAGUGACGUCAUAUCUUCUCGUAUGUCCCACAAAAUACUCUCUUUCUACGUAACACUGACUAGAGCUCAAACUCCGAACGCAGACACCCACCUUGGCUUUCAGCUAAAUCUUCUUUUGUGCCUCCAAAGCGCAGGUGCAUGUAGUUAAUCUCCAUCUUCAGCGGCAACAUCUUUUCUGCGUGCGUGACAAAGAUGGUGAUCACAGAGUCCGAAAUGAUCUCCCAAGGCGACGUCGAGUCGUCGUUACCGGCCUAUCAACAACCCAAGAACAACCCCUUCUCAUCGCUCGGAAGACAAUCCUCCAUCUACUCCCUCACUCUCGACGAGUUCCAGCACACGCUCUGCGAGAGCGGCAAGAAUUUUGGGUCUAUGAACAUGGACGAGUUCCUUGCCAGCAUUUGGACCGCGGAAGAGAACCAAGCCGUCAACUCCACCGCCACAACCGCUACCACCACCAACAAUGCCGUCAAUAGUAUGAGCAGCCAUGCCCAGUUGUCUCUGAUCGAUGCGCAUACUGAGAAGGGAAUAUCAAAGCAGCCAAGCUUGCCACAACAAGGUUCGCUCACCCUUCCCGCACCGCUUUGUAGGAAAACAGUGGAAGAAGUUUGGUCUGAAAUCCACAAAGGGCAGCAAGGAACGCAUCAGAAUAAUAACAGCAGCAACGAUAAUGGUGAUAACGUUCAUAAUCCCGAGUCCGCGCCGCGCCAGCCCACUUUCGGAGAGAUGACCUUGGAGGAUUUUCUGGUGAAGGCAGGGGUAGUAAGGGAACCAUCAUGUGCAUUGCCUGUCUCUCAAUCACAGCCGCUGCAGCAGUACGGGGUGUACCAAAAUAACAAUCCCACAGAGGCUCCCAGUUUUGUAAAUAGGCCCAUAGCUGGACUCGGUGGUGCUGCUGGUUGUGUUAGUGCCGGAGGUGGUGCUGGUGGUGUAAGUGCUGGUGCUAGUGUUCCUACUUACCAAACAAUGCCACUGGGCGGCGGGGCUAUUGGAGAAUCGUCAGGGUAUGCUGGAAAUGGCAAGAGGAGUGGUGGGUACCCGCCGCCGCCUCAGCCGCCACCGGUUUAUUAUGGUGGGAGAGUAGUGAAUGGUGGCGGCGGAUACGGUGCACCGUCGGCUAUGGUAGUGGCGCCGGUGAGUCCGGUUUCUUCUGAUGGGUUGUGCAAAGCUCCGGUCGAUAACUCGGGGAAUCAAUUUGGAUUGGACAUGGGAGGGUUAAGGGGAAGGAAGAGGAUUAUAGAUGCAGGUCCGGUGGAAAAGGUGGCGGAGAGGAGACAGAGAAGGAUGAUCAAGAAUAGGGAGUCGGCGGCGAGGUCGAGAGCUAGGAAACAGUACUGUGAAGAAAUGAAAACCAAAGUUCAAACCAAGGCUCAAAAGGAUAAAGAGAGACUGAGGGUGUUGAGGAGGAAUCUAAGUUGCCCAUUGUGAAGUGCUACAUGAGAUCGACCAAUUAAUGUGUAUCAUGAAGAACGAAACCAGCAAAGGUCAGACCCAAAAAAGAGAAGCUAAACUGAUGCAUGAAGAGGUCGGUAAUGAUAAGAAAUUCGAUUAAUGUCCCAUUGCGAAGAAACCAGAUUGAUCAUAACUGCAUGAAAGUGCAGUGCAUGACAUUGGAUUAGCUUAUGAUUGAGACUCUAUAUAUGAAUGAUCACUAGCUAUAUAUAUAUAUAUAUAUAUGUAUGUAUGUAUCAAAAGCUAGAUAGCUGCACUUGGUCAUGCAUGCUAAAGUCCUUAUAGCUAGCAGACAAUGAGAGUGUCUGCAUGGCUUUUAUAGCUCUUGCUACCUUAACUAUACCGCUAGCUAGGCGCUGCUCUUGUUUUUAUGUCCAGGAUUGAUGGUAGAGAUCUGUAAAUGUUGACCUGCUUGGGUAUUUCUAUAAGUAUCCGUGAAUAUAUAUUAUUAUUAUAAGCAA
Messenger RNA from Juglans regia (Persian walnut), 2136 nucleotides. Its product is annotated as protein ABSCISIC ACID-INSENSITIVE 5-like. The record is from RefSeq and is a predicted model, not a curated record. Gene Ontology annotation, biological process: positive regulation of DNA-templated transcription. NCBI's taxonomy places the organism in Eukaryota, Viridiplantae, Streptophyta, Magnoliopsida, Fagales, Juglandaceae. The transcript is spliced from 4 exons. The coding region runs from base 419 to 1651 and encodes 410 amino acids. Gene Ontology annotation, molecular function: DNA-binding transcription factor activity. Gene Ontology annotation, cellular component: nucleus.